UGGUGGGUUCAGUCUUACACGAAAACGCGAAUAAUUAGGCCAAAACUGUGUGUUGAGGUAGUUCGGUCUAAAUAUAUUAUUCUUUCAAGAUAAUCUUGAUAUUUUUUAUAAUUUUCAUUAUGGUUGUGUUGGAUGAGAAAAAAGAGAGCUUUUUUGAUGACGAGAUCAAUGAAGAUGAAUUGAGGGAAGAACGUCGCAGAACCGGAAGAUAUGUGGCUACCGGAACUGCGAUUUUUCUGUCGCUGCUUGGCUUGAAUCAGUCCCUAGCCAGAGGAAAUCCUGAAUAUGCUGCCUUAUUCCUGCCUGCUCUAAUUAUGUUCUUCUAUAUUCUCUGGAGGAUAAGGAAGACGAAAAAGAAUGAUCAGAAUGAAAAUGCCCCCUUGGAAGAUAUUCACGUAAUACAAAUUCCACCCAAUACUCAGGAGCAACCAAAAGUACCGAAGAAGAAAAAUAGUUUUCGCAGAAAUUCCAGAUUUAUGUUCGCAAGAUCUUAUUCUGUCGCUUGACACUGAAGUUAUCACUGAUUCAGCAACUUGGUCAAUGGUUUAGAAUGUGUUAAGUCAUUUACUAUGCCUUUAGUAAAUAAAAAACUUAGAAAUUGGUUUGUGAAUUUGAUAUGUGAUAAUAAAUAUCUUUUUUUAAA
Harmonia axyridis is the source of this 643-nucleotide messenger RNA. RefSeq lists its product as uncharacterized. NCBI's taxonomy places the organism in Eukaryota, Metazoa, Arthropoda, Insecta, Coleoptera, Coccinellidae. The transcript has 3 exons. The record is from RefSeq and is a predicted model, not a curated record. The coding region runs from base 120 to 506 and encodes 128 amino acids.